AUGGUGUUGCUUAUCAUUAACUCAACUAUUAGUUUUAUUGAGGAGAACAAUGCCGGAAAUGCUGCAGCUGCUUUGAUGGCUGGUCUUGCCCCCAAAACCAAGGUGUUGAGGGAUGGAAAAUGGAGUGAGCAAGAGGCAGAAAUUUUGGUACCUGGAGAUGUGAUCAGCAUCAAGUUGGGAGACAUUGUCCCAGCUGAUGCGCGUCUCUUGGAAGGAGAUCCCUUAAAAAUUGACCAGUCUGCCCUCACUGGUGAGUCAUUGCCAGUAACAAGGAACCCUGGUGAUGAGGUCUUCUCUGGUUCAACUUGCAAACAAGGUGAAAUUGAGGCUGUUGUCAUUGCCACCGGUGUCCACACCUUCUUUGGUAAGGCUGCACACCUUGUAGACAGUACCAACAAUGUUGGUCACUUCCAAAAGCACUGA
Molecule: messenger RNA, 423 nt
Organism: Trifolium pratense (red clover)
Lineage: Eukaryota; Viridiplantae; Streptophyta; Magnoliopsida; Fabales; Fabaceae
Product: plasma membrane ATPase 4-like
Exons: 3
Coding region: 1-423 (140 amino acids)
Biological process (GO): proton transmembrane transport; regulation of intracellular pH
Cellular component (GO): plasma membrane
Molecular function (GO): P-type proton-exporting transporter activity; ATP binding; ATP hydrolysis activity
Source: RefSeq, a predicted model, not a curated record